CGCGCCCACAGCCCCGGCGGCGGCACGACGAGCGGCGGCCCGGCGAGCGCGCCGCUCCGCUCGGCCCUCCCGCACCGGCCGCCGCCGCCCCUUUCCGCGUUUGCAGCCGCCCGCGUGUCCUCCCGCACCAUGUCGGUGGCUGGGCUCAAGAAGCAGUUCCAUAAAGCCACUCAGUGUUUUGUAGUAUAUUCUGCUAAAGAGGCCACCAGCUGCCUUGUCUCCUUCACCCUUGCCUCCAGGGGACCGGCAGGAAUGACUAUCCAAAUGGUGGACCUUGCCUUCCAGAAAGUGAGUGAGAAGGUUGGAGGAGCUGAAGGAACCAAGCUAGAUGAUGACUUCAAAGAGAUGGAAAGGAAAGUGGAUGUCACCAGCAGAGCUGUGAUGGAAAUAAUGACUAAAACAAUUGAAUAUCUUCAACCCAAUCCAGCUUCCAGAGCUAAACUCAGCAUGAUCAACACUAUGUCAAAAAUCCGCGGCCAAGAGAAAGGACCAGGCUACCCCCAGGCAGAGGCGCUGCUGGCAGAGGCCAUGCUCAAGUUCGGAAGAGAGCUGGGAGAUGAUUGCAACUUUGGCCCCGCCCUUGGAGAGGUGGGGGAGGCCAUGCGGGAACUCUCAGAGGUGAAAGACUCUUUGGACAUGGAAGUAAAGCAGAACUUCAUUGACCCCCUUCAGAAUCUUCAUGACAAAGAUCUAAGGGAAAUUCAGCAUCAUCUAAAGAAGUUGGAGGGUCGACGCCUGGACUUUGAUUAUAAGAAGAAGCGACAAGGCAGGAUUCCCGAUGAAGAGCUCCGUCAGGCUCUGGAAAAAUUUGAUGAGUCUAAAGAAGUUGCUGAGUCAAGCAUGUUCAAUCUCUUGGAGAUGGAUAUUGAACAGGUGAGCCAGCUUUCUGCGCUUGUCCAGGCCCAGCUGGAGUAUCAUAAGCAGGCAGUCCAGAUCCUGCAGCAAGUUACCGUCAGACUGGAAGAAAGAAUAAGACAAGCUUCAUCUCAGCCUAGAAGGGAAUACCAGCCAAAACCACGAAUGAGCCUGGAGUUUCCAACUGGAGAUAGUACUCAGCCCAAUGGGGGCCUCUCCCAUACGUCUACCCCCAAACCUGCAGGUAAGGAGUGGGGACCUGUACACUUUAUUGCAUGAUCUUGGGCACAUCCUGCUGACAUACUUCUAGAAAUUCUAGCAGCAGUCCAGUCUCGCUGCAUAAGAAUAUGCAGUGAUGUAUUUCUUACAGAAGUGUUCCAUCAGGUAGAAAUUCUUUUAAAGGACGCCUUCUCUUCUCAGUGAUCAUUUCUUCCCUCCUUUCUCCUCCUCUCCCCUCUGUAAUUUUUAUUUUUACAUCCCUUUUUCUCUGUCUCCAUCAUCAGCACACACUAACCUCCUGACUAACGCAUUUGAUUUUGACUUUCUUGGAGGUUGUAAGUCGCCUGAACAUACCAGUUUGCUGCUGGGGGCUGGGUAGACAGCUUUCUGUUUUUCCCUUUCUGUGAUUUCAGUUUGAGAGCGAGUGCCCCUAGGUGGUGUGCGCCACAUGCGCUCACACAGAACCCACAGACGGCAGCUCCGCGACUGUGUGCAGUCAGAGUUCUGGAGUCACAGGAGCACACUGUCAAAUAUAUUUGCAGAUCAAUUAUAUUUUGAAUCUCAGCAUCUGCUAGCUUUUCCUCCUCCCCAUGCUCCAACUGAUUCACUGAGCUGUUGUAACAGGGUUGGUAUGGUAAAAGCUAAAAUUUAUUUUUAUCAGGAAUAUUGACAUGUACCCAAUAAGAUGUUCUUUCAGCUGGUACCAUCACUCUCUAUCCCCCUACACACCCCCACAAAUUAGAUAAAAACCUGUGCUUGAGACGUUUCAACCUUACCAUUUGCUUUGUUGAAGACAUGGAAAUUGUCUUAGAAUGGAUAUGGAUUUUAAAGAUAUUCAGUUUUCUCCCGUUUUCCCUGUUGCCUCAACACUUGAUGUUCUACAGGAGGAAAUGUUUUGUGAGAUGCUCUCAGGAGACCAUGAAGGAAAAAAAUGCGGCCUGUGGUGGCAUUUGGAGCUCUCUGCCAUCUGUGUCCACCUCGGCUGCUCAGAGCCCCCAGUGAGGGGUGUGAAAAGCAGCAGCCCUUAGAGGUUAGCUGGCUGCAAGGACUAGCUGUAUAACAUGCAACUAUUUAUAACUUGAUCCUCCCUGCUCAGAAGCCAAUCCCAUAUUUCACUUUUUCAUUUGGACACUUAUUAAUUUUCUGCUUUCUUUAAGUAAAAAUAUAUACUGCAUCAUUUCCUUUGAAAGCUAUCUAGAUGACCCAGGUGCUGUCUGUAUAUGUCUGAGUUUAUUGCGUAAACAUGCUACUAAUAUAUAUGGUCACUUAAAAUAGGUAUGGUUUUAAGAUAAGAUUGAAGAUAUGACUCCAUCCUUCACUGUCUUACUCAGGGAGGAGCACAUUGUUCUGUAUAUGCACUCGUGUUCUACACAGCGUCACACCGCCCAGAGUCUCACUGUUUUGUUUUCACCACAUUAUAGAAGUUUUCCAGAGGCUGGAGUCUUUAUUUGUAAAAAAUGAAAACUACAGUAUACUCUGAGGUUGCAAAGCUUUGUUUGUGUAAUUAACCAGACUGUUCCACUUGUGCAGAGAUUUUAACAUGGUAAGAAUUCUGGUCAUGCUGUAUUUCAACC
Molecule: messenger RNA, 2648 nt
Organism: Manis javanica (Malayan pangolin)
Lineage: Eukaryota; Metazoa; Chordata; Mammalia; Pholidota; Manidae
Source: RefSeq, a predicted model, not a curated record